Molecule: messenger RNA, 1062 nt
Organism: Didymodactylos carnosus
Lineage: Eukaryota; Metazoa; Rotifera; Eurotatoria; Philodinida; Philodinidae
Source: the annotation of a GenBank genome assembly
AUGCUUAACCGUGCACCACCACCACAGCCACCGAUACCACCAAGUACAUAUACAUUCAGUCGUUUCCAACCAUUUAUUGACAAUUGUCAGUGUUGUCACGUUGACACUAAACCACCACCUACCACCCACGUACAUAUUCCUUCACCUUCAGUUACAUUCGACCAGGAGCCACAACAGAUCCGAACACGAACAUUCACUUCCAACACACAUCCGCAACAUGAUUGGGAGCAACAGAAACGUAUGUUUCUACCGCAGCGAACACAACCGUGGGAGCAAGCAUACCAGCAUCAACCUCAACGUAGAAAACCGGUAGUUCGGUACGAUUUUCUCAUGUAUAGAGGUAUUCCAACGCAUUGCCUCAGUUUAAUCUCAUUUAUGAAUAAGCGUAUGUGUCGUUUUCCUGUUAGUAUAUUUAUGGUCUCUCUAUCGUUAGUAAACAUCAUCAUACUGGGUGGUCCAGUUAUAAUGCAAUGGUUAAACCAUCGAUUAUUAAUUGGCUUUGUGGUAACGGAUAGGCGUUUUGUAUGUGGUCUACAUGUUUACAUCGAUAUUGUUGGCUCAUCUAUUAAUUCAUGGCUGAUAUUAGUUAUAGCAGUUGAACAUUAUCUAUCAGUAGUAAAACCCUUGUUAAUACGCAAACGCUUUAAGCGUGAACAUGCUUAUAUCAUUAUUUUCAUAAUUGUACUUCUAGCUGCACUUGUACCCAUCAUCUUUCUUAUAAUUGGCUAUCAUAUACCAAAAUGUUUAUUAGUCUAUCCUCGAACCUAUCAAAUAAUUGGCUCGAUUGAAAUAUGUAUUGUUUAUGUAAUACCAUCAAUGUUGAUUUUUAUAUUCAGUGUAAUUACUAUCCAUAAAUUACGUUAUCGUUUAAAAAAUCAUUUAGGAAGACGAAUUCGUAUAAGUAUUCUAUUAAUAAUAGUAUCGUUAUCAUUUACGGCCUUUACGCUGCCAUUUCAAAUUCAUUGGUUUAUCUCAAUUGUACAAAGAUCCAUGCGAACAAAUUUUCGUUUAAAUCUUUUUAAUAUCUCAUUUCGAUAUUUAACGUUAACAAUACGAAAUUGA